UCCAGCCAAACGCAAGUCAGUUUUGAAACGAGCGGCGUACAGAGUAGAGGUAGCCAGUUUUACACACUCCCGUCUCAGCAAGUGAAGAAGCAAAACUUAUUUUAAAAGCAAUCUUUCUUUAGUACAAGGCGAGCGAGCUCAUAUAGUUGUUAAACUGACUGGGAAGUUUUCGAACACUUUCUUCGGUAAGGAACAGCAACAGCAAACAAACAAACAAAAAACAGGCCCAACAAAACAAACACGUUCUACGCGCGGAAAUCGCGUAUUGACGAUCGUGUCGCGUAUUGUAGAAAUCGUUCUUCUGUUCUUCGCCGCCCACGCGCGCCUCCCGUUUAUCGAAACCCCCCGCUAACAUCGAGAAAAAAAGAAAAAAACACCGCACCACCAUCGAGGCGGACAGCGGCAGAGAGUUUGUUCUAGUUUUUGCAGUUUUGGUCAAAAAUUACUUGUGGAACAAACCGUGAAAUAUCCGAGAAAAAAAAAAAGAAUUAUCCUCGUCCGUGUGUUUGUGUGCCACAAAACAGCCACCACCAACAACAACAACAAAAAAGACAGUGUGUGAUUUCUGAUUUCUUUCUUUUUUUCUUUGCAGAAAAAAGAAGAAGAGUGCCUUGAUGUAAGAAAUAUAAAGAAGAAAGAGAAGAAGUUUUGAAAAAAAAAUUAUAAAGUUCGACCUGCCCGGGGCCAUAAGAAUAUAAAGUGCAAAGAAGAAAUAAAAGGUGUGAAGUGAGCAAAAGAAGAUCAAUAUUUGCCAGAGAGCAAAGUGCAUUUUCCGCGACGUUCGUCGAAAGUUCCAAAUUGAAAGAAGAGUGAGUGCGCUUGUCAGAAAGUCAGGGUUUGAUACCGAUAGCAGCACCAGCAGCAGCAAUAGUGCAUUGUAGUAGAAUAGAGUCGGUCGACACUGACAACAAGUUGCAGCAGCUUCAGAAAAGAGCAGAAGAUCGUCGGAACGGAACUGAACAUAAUAACGCAGCAGUAACCAACGAAGAGACACAGAGAGGAUGUCUACCGCGAUAAUGCACACCGGGGCGUUCUACGACUUUGGUGAUUUCACACUGAAGAAUCAAACUAACUCUAGGAGCACAGCGCAAAUAUCGAGCAAUGCCUCUAGCACCGGCAACAGCAAUAGUAGUUCACUGAUUAGUGGCAACAGUCACCACGCUACCAGCAGUCAGCUUCUCCAGCAAAACUACAACUUCCAGAACCAGCACCACCAGCAACAGCAGCAUAAUAACCAGCGACAGCAGCAGCAGCAUCAGCAACAACACCACAAUCACCAUCAACACCAGCAGCAACAUCAGCAACAGCAUCAGCAGCAGCAGCAGCACCAACAAACUGCCCGGCAACUGUUGAUUCACAAUGCGCUCACGCGAACCACAUCCCACCCGGUGGGUGGUGCCACAACGGCGGCAGUGCCCUCUGCGGCCGCCACGAUGGAAUCACUGAUGGAGCUGCUCCGGAUGUCGACCGCUGCCAGUAUGCUGGCCCAGUCCAGCCGGGCUGCGGCCGUUGUCGGAUCUUCGUCGGCUGCUACGGCAGCGGCUGGUGGUCUGGUGUCGCCAGGCUCCUCCAGUAGCGGUGGCAGUGGGGCAGGUGGCCACCGAAAGCUCGAGCGCACCCAGUCGGAACCACUGCCCCAGCAGGUCAAUACCUCAAGAUACAAAACCGAGCUGUGCCGACCAUUCGAGGAGGCGGGCGAGUGUAAGUACGGCGACAAGUGCCAGUUCGCGCACGGUAUGCACGAGCUGCGUAAUCUGCAGCGCCAUCCGAAGUACAAGACCGAGCUGUGCCGUACCUUCCACAGCGUGGGCUUCUGCCCGUACGGACCCCGGUGCCACUUUGUGCACAACGCAGAGGAGGCCCGCAAUCACAACCGCUCGGUGGCUGCGUACCACGCCCAGUUGGCUGCGGCUGCUGCAGCUUCGGCCGCGAACUCCGCUGGCCAUAGCCAGAGCGCGACGGCGAAUAGUGCAGCUGCCGCUGCAACCGCUGCGGCCAUCACGCACGCUCGGCUCCAGCAGACGGCUGCGGUGUUGAUCCAGCAGCAGCAACAGCAGCAGCAACAGCAGCAUCAACAGCAACAACAUCAGCAGCAACAUCAUCAGCUACCGCUGAGUCCGGCGCUGUCCAUGUCUACCGGUUCGGACCGUGCCUCUCCGAUCGGAUCGCUCUCGCUGUCGCCCACCACGUCGAUGGCAAGCUUCUUCCCCGAGCAGGGCAGCCCCACAUUCCCCCCGACUGGCCACGGCGGCCAGACGCAGAGUGCGUUCAAUUUCCCGGCCUCACCACCGGCCAGCCCCAUCGAUGGGGGCCUAUCGCCGAUGACCACUCCUCCGCCACCAUCGCCCUCGCUGGUGACCCUCAAGGGAGGAAACAUCCUUGACAACGACACCCGAUUGCCGGUGUUUAACCGACUCAGCUCCGCGGUGGAUGCGUUCUCCAACAUGAUGAUCUAAGGCGCGAUGAUUCGUGUCCGGAUGUGUGCGCAUUGUGCGUGGUGAUCGGUUUGUGCCGCCGGGCAGUGUAUGUGUAGAAUUGUCUCCGUUGGUUGAUCCUUUUCUGUACGCAAGCGCCAAAUACCCAAACACAAAACAGACAAGCACACAUACCCGGGGCCACCGAUUGUGUUUUUCUUCGUUUCACUCUGAACGCCGCGCACGCACGUGAAAGCUUUGUAAAAUAUAUCUUCCAAUCAAACACGCAAAAAAACGCACACAUCCCCGAAUCGCAGCAGCAGAAGAAGAAAGAAAGCUCUCAAGGUUCUUUCGUGAUUUUAUGAGGUUCUAAAGAGCGAAUGAUAUAAUAAUAAUUAUACACCGGCACAAAACAACAUAUUUAUGAAAAAAAAACAAUAGAAAAAGGAUGCUCUAACAUAAUUAAUUACUCCCCCUUAGCAUAAUCAAUCAUACGCAAAAAACAGGUAAAAUUUGCGCAUCAAUAUAUUUAUUUUUCGAAUGCAACUGAGCAACACGCACACAAGCAAACGCAUACCAUAUUAUAUAUACCCACAUAAGCGCGCAAAAAAAAGCACAGUAAUAAGCAAUAGAAAGGACGGGCGAAGAAAAACAAAUGCAAACGCACACAAAACACUUAUUUAAUUAUUUAUUUUUUAUAUUAAAUUUAGCAUUUUUUUCUGUUUUAAUUUAAAUCAAACACAAGCGCGCGCAACAAACGCACCAUUUAUUGCCUGCGUGGGCGAGCUUUGGUUCUAUUUGGAGUGUUUUUUUGUGUGCAGAUGAGUCGCGCUUAGGAGUUUUAUGGCUCACGCGAAAAGAUUAGCUUCCAGUGAAAGAUGAACACACGCACACACACACACACACUGACACAUUUCGAUUUCAAUCAAUCAAAAGCCCAAUCAAAUCAAAAAGUGAACGACAAUUUCUGAUCCUCCGCGUUUUGUGCUUCCACGGACGGAGAGUGUAAUCAUAUUAUUAUCAUUGUAAUAAUUAAUAUUAUUAUUAUUAUGGAGGGUAUCCUUUAUAUCAUUAUUUUUCUUUUAAUUUAUUUUAUUUAUUUUUUUCACUCUGCUUUAAUUACUUGUAUCUUGUAUCGCGCAAAGAAUGCGAUAGAAGCGAGAAGCGAAACACAAUCAAACAAACAAUGUAGUAGUUCUUCCCUUGAUUAAUUUAAAAAUUAAAACCACGAAAAUUUAUUUAACAAAGUGCGCACACGAACUGAAUUCGAUUGGAACAACAAACAAAAGAUAGGUUUUGUUUGGUUUUUUUUUUUUGAGGACGACUUGCUUUGCUUUGAGAGAUAGAUAGAAAGAGAGUUACGAUUACGGUUCAGUUCUUUGUAUAAUUUAUAAUUAUUUAUAUUUUGAACCAGCGAAAAAACAAACAUUAAUUAAAAAUCAUUUAUUUAAAAUGUUCGCUUUAGUUUUGUUUAUAUGUAUACCUCUAGCUUAUACCUAGCUAACUAUUGGUCACACCAGAUAGUGCCUUAUCUAGAAUACUGCUCUCGUGAAACAAAAAUGUGAGAGAAUGGGAGAUCAAAACCAAGUAGGCUUCGUACAAACACAUCGGAUCGACCGCAGCGAAGGGGACCGAGGGGCGGCAGGCUGAGACGUUUUUUUGCGUUGUUUUUUUUUUACUUUAUACAUUUAUAAAUAUAUCAAGUCAUGUACAGAUUUAUAGGGUUUGUGGUGGGAGAGGAGCGAGAAAUGAGCACGAAAAAAAACGGCGAAGCCUGUCGCGGUCGAGUGCUCAGCGAGGAAGCCUACUUCGAUCGUUGAAAUCUUCCAUUCGCGCGCUGCACAGUGAUGGCGAAAAUAAUAAAUACGCUGAUAGUGUUAGUUAUUUUUUCAUGUUUGCGUACUGUUUUUAGUUGUCGGAUGCUGUGAUAUUUCGUCAAAACGAACUGCGGAAACUGUAUUCAAUAGGGGAACGGAGACAUAAUCGGAAUUUAUCAGUGUUAGUGAUUCCGGAAGUUUUUUUUUUGCUGCAACUAGUGUUUUACAGGUGGCGAAAAAAUAAAUACACUACUAAAAAAUUUUUUUUAAACAAAUGGGUGGGUCAUAUCUAUGAUAUAACCGCAAGGUUGACGUAGGAUUACCGUUGACUUAGUAAUCUUUUGUUUGGAUUGAUUAAAUUAUUGAUUGAAUGAGUGUUGUUUUCGUACUCACUUCUGUAGUCCAUGUUAGUAGAACACAUUCAGAAGUAUCCCUGGCUUGCAUGAUAUAGAGUCUUCAAACUUGAAAUUUCAUGCCCCUUCAGUAUCUGUAAUGACGAUUUUCCCAAGUUUCUCGGUUUUGUAGUCCGUGCUGGGUGCACCCGUGGCCGAGUGGUUAGCGUCUCACAUUAUCAUGCCGGGUGUUCGGGUUCGAUUCCCGUUCUGGUCGGGGGAUUUUUCGUCAAAGAAAUUUCAUUCGACUUGCACUGUGGUCACGCGUAUUCUAGAGCUUGCCACUCCAGAAUACAUUCAAAGCGUGGUUUUUGGCAUUGAAAUCUCAACUAAUUACUACUAUAACGCAAAUAAUAAUGAGAAGGCCAAAGUUCCACUGGGAACGUUAGUGCCUUCCAAGAAGAAUAUUCCGGGUAGACGAAGUCCUAAGUCAAAAAUCAACCAAACAUUAUUUCUGUGCACAUCAAUACAAAAGUUACAUUUUACGCAUAUAUACCACGCAUAGCAUACCACGCUGCCAGUACGACGUUUCAUAAGUUUAUUUUAUUCUUCGGAUGAUGUUUUGCAACCUCGAUCUUCACAAUCUUCCAUAGAUUUUCUAUGGGGUUUAAACCUGGAGACUGUGCUGACCAAUCCAACACUUUUAUAUUUUCGUUUGCAACCCUGCGAAAAUGUGCGAGAGAAUGAUAAUUUUCACCGUAUUUAUUUGAAUUACCACCGCAAACAUGUAUGUUCACGUCAUGUUGGCUACAACACACUGAAACAAAAUGGAGACGCGUGUAUCAGACGUGAUGCCGUGCGCGUACAGCCUGUAUUUAUUAUUUUCCCCAUCACUGUAUUCUGUUUUGUACAUUUGUCUUUGAUUUUUCCCUUUGAACUACUAAAAAUUAAUCUGCGUGUAAGCGUAAUUAUAUAUAUAUAUAUAUGAAUAUGUAGAAAAAUAUAAAUAAGUCGCGUGUGGUAUGUUUUAUACAAAGAAAAUUCUGAUUCGCAAACGCACGUAAAUAUGAUAUAAAGAAAAAAACAAACCCUUAGCGAUGUAAGGCAAUACUUCCAACGAUACUUCCAAUUAUAUGUUAAAAAGAGAAAGAACUGUGUAUAAAAAAAUGAUAUGAGUUUCAAACACAUGAAGACAAUUUUUGGGGCUGUCCCUUCUUCGCUGCUUCGGUGAACCCCUCGGCGCUGCCGCGAUAGAACCCAUUCGCCGCCACAGCCCCGCCCCCGUCAGAGCAUCGAGCCAUCGAGUUUAUUUUCUUAUUUGUGAUGAUAGAUUUUAACCUAAGCCUACUGCCAUCUGUGUUACUAGAAAGACAUGAUAGCGAACGUCAAGCGAGCAAGCGAGCGAACGAUAAAAGACAACCAAUCUAAGCAAGCUGUGCGCGGGGGGAAGGCCUCGGAGAAUGGGUUAACGACGGGUCGCGCGAUGAUCGAUGCGAAACGUCCGCCGAGGAACGGUUCAGCAGCCGCGGGGUGGGGGUGCGCUCCUGGAUAUUUGCUUUAAUUCCCCUUGUGAGGUUAGAAUGUAAGAGAGAGAAAGAGUUAAAACUAUAUUUUAUUGAAGAGCCUAAAAAACACUCAGAAAAUCUUCCAUUAGAUUUAAGACAAAUAUUGAUUAUUAUCGGUCGCGACAAUUCAGCGCGAACGCAAACAUUUAUUAUUAUACAAAUCGUCAAAUUGAUCCCCCACACACAACACAACAACAAUUGAGGGAGAAAGAAAGUGAAAAAAGGGGCCGUAGAAAAGGACCUAUUCGAAUCGAGUCGCCGAGCAAAAUGCGCAAACACAAACCACUCUCUUCUUCUGUAAUAAAGAUUUUCUUGUGAUUUUUACAUUAGUAAGCCAACGAAACACAUAAAUAAAAGUUCUAGUUUCUUAAUAAACAAAAAGUAGUGUUUUCUUCAUAUUCGUCGUCGUCUCUAGGUUUAUCGCGUCACCGGGAAAUUCCUGUGCAUGCGUUAGUCAUAGGCGCUACUCUACGUCUUAUUAUUUAUAUGAUAAUCUCUGGUGAAACGGCAAAAAAGGGCAAGAAAAAAAAAGAUCUCUCAACUUUUUUUCUACUUAUUUAUUGCAUUUUUUUACAAUAUAUUCGCCUAACUUAUUUAAGUUAUACGUAAACGAUAAGUAUAUCCCCCUCCUCCUUAGUCCGCCUUUUUGUUCGACAGUCCUCCCACGGCAACAGACAAAACAAAGAUAUUUAAAUUUCCGUGUCACUCCCCCCUCCCUCCUUUGAAAAAAAAACCCCAA
Messenger RNA from Toxorhynchites rutilus septentrionalis, 6867 nucleotides. Its product is annotated as protein TIS11-like. The coding region runs from base 1002 to 2456 and encodes 484 amino acids. The transcript is spliced from 3 exons. Gene Ontology annotation, molecular function: metal ion binding; mRNA binding. NCBI's taxonomy places the organism in Eukaryota, Metazoa, Arthropoda, Insecta, Diptera, Culicidae. The record is from RefSeq and is a predicted model, not a curated record.